AUGGACGCCUCUUUUGGGCUCUCAUCAACAUCGACUCCGCAAACAGUAGCGACUCAAGAAGUCAACAUUGCCAAGCUCCGUUUGCUGAUUGCACGGGAACAACCCUUGCUCUCUCACGCCAACCACUUGGAAAGAACUGUGACGCUCCGCUCCCGAGCGCUCCAUCAUACUGAACGGCUGCGCUCUCGUCUCCAAGCGAUACACGACGACCUCGCCACAGAGGUCGAGCGGCUUUGCGUCGCAUCCACAGAGCUGACCGCUGCAGAUGCAGUGAUCAUUAGCAAAGCGGCCCAGGCCGCGCGCCUUGCCUUGACCAAGCGGUUGGAGGGUGUUGCCAGCAGGUGGAGCCGAGACGUUCAGGAUUGCGAAGUGAGAUGGCAAGAAUCCAUUCGGGUCCUCGACUCUUGGGCGCAGGCAAGCGCAGGUGAGGCCGCCGCUGCGGUACUGGAAGAUCACGGGGAGACACUACCCAGUUGGCUCGGCGGACUGAAGCCUGCAUCAGUAGACGGUCCCUCAACCAAAGAGAUCUUGUUUCGUUCACUGCGGCGCCUUCUCAAUCGGCCGCUCCAAGUUGCAGAGGCAAUCUCGGCAUGGCCUUCUGAGAGGUUCAUGGGGCUGUGUGCAGUGCAAGACGGGCCCUCGCAUUUGCAGUCAAUCUUCAGGCUUCUGAUCGAGUCUACCGGCACGGAGGGGCUAGCGGUUUUCUCAGAGAGGCUGUUGUUGGGCCUGAGCCACAAGCUUGUGAAGAAUGGUACUGGCAAAGCAGACAUCGAAGGAUGCGCACUUGCAGUCCUCGACGAGCUGCAGGCUUUGAGCAUUAGUGUCACUACGUGCGAUGCUACUCAAGAGCACCAGGCUCGAGGAAGAGGACGAGCCACUAGACCAAGGAUCUGCGCGCUGCUAAAUCCUUCACGGGAUCUUGAACUUGCUCUGCUGGCCCACCUCCAAUCGUAUCGCAGGCACGAUCUGUUCACCAGACCAAGUCACAUUCGAAGCCCUAGUCUUGCUCGCAACGUAUCUGCGCCUGUCGCAGGACAGUCUAGCAACAAUCUGGCACAAGCAUGCCAGCGCGCAGACAACUUAUCUAACAGCGGCGGAAGUGAGGAUACCGAGCUCGGCGGAACGACGCUGAAAAGCUUGUCGACGUUUGCGGCCGAAGCGGCAGACGUCUUCACCACAGGACUUGGGACGCUUGGCAAUAGCGUCACCAACUUCUGGUCGACGUCCGGCGCUGCUCCAGGAGGCAGUAGAGAAGGAGUUUCUGACGAGGAGAGUCGAGCCGUCGAUGCUCCAAUGCAAUCCAAGCGCACAAGCAAGAACGCCCCGCCUGCAUCACUUUCCAUGUCUCGCUUUGUCACUCCGCCCUUGAAGGGGAUCACUGUAGCCGGGUCUUCGCCAGUACAGGCACAUCGACAAAAACACAGCAUUAACAUGCCGCAAGUCUCUGAAGAGGACGCACUAGCCGAUUUCUCUCCUCGCAUACCGUCCCUGGAUGCUCGGGAAGAGCUUCGGUCACAGCUACCGCGCGAGGCCCGAGCUUCGAGGAGGCGCGUCCAAAGCGAUGCUGGUCAUUCCGUCGACACGGCACACAUCAAGCGUGUUUCAUCUAUUUCAGCCACCUCGGCCUCGGAAGCGGAUCCCGAGAUGACUGCUGAGCUCAUAAGGUCGGUCAGGACAACUCUGACUGCGUUGCUGGGCCGUGACGCUUCCAACACCGGCUCAGCGAACCCCGACAGUCGGCCUGAAGGAGCCAUAGAGCUGCCGCUCCCUGUCUAUGUGAUCAGACGCUUGCUCUGCGAGCACUUCCCUCCGAAUGAUUCUCCCACGGCGCACCGGCAACUACUCCUGCUUUUUGUGCUGCGUUGGUACGCCUUUGGCCGCCUUAGAUCACUCCUUACGCGUCCAGAUGCUUGGACGAGUCGAUGCUGCUACACUGUCUCGUUCCCUCCUCGACAAGAUUCGACGGCUUCAUCACAUCAAUACAGGUCUUUGCGAGGAGUCUGGAUGAGUGACCUUGCUGCGACGUCCGCGCUUGGAGAGCUUCAUCGAGCUACCUACGCCGCGAUAGUCACAGCUCUGAACGCUGAGCCCGCACUCUCAGAGGAGCACACCAACACAUCAAACACGCUGCCAGAAGCUUGCGAUCUAGUCAAUCUGUUUGCCGCUCCCUCUGUGUCUAGGUGCAGACCCGAGGACCCGUCUGCCUGGUCUUCGAGCGCGGGCGUGCACCAUUCGCCUUCGAGUGAAGACUCCACCGCAGUUACCGUGCUCGCUCUGCGACCCGCCGAUGGUGUAGCUUUGAUGCACGUAUGCGCCCCCCUCUUGGUAACACCGGCAGCGACACGGAGACCCGCGUCCACCCCGCAAACUCCCACACAGAGAUCGCCCAGGCUACGCGUGGAUACCAACAAUCUGGGGCAGAACACGCACGUCAGUGAGCAGACUUCAUGUAGCAGGUCUGCUGAUGCUGCGACACCUAUCGAACAGGAUCAUCUGAAUGAAGCUACCACCGAUGUUGAGGCUGCUCUUUUGCACGCCGAGGCUCGGGGCACGAUGGAGCCCGAGGACACGGCUCUUCUGUUUGUCUCCCAGCGUGUGGAUGGUCAUUAUACUAUCCAUCAGACUGCUCCGAGAUUGGCCUACAACCAUGCUCCCGCUGCUGCACUGAGGAAGACUGUUCAACCCUCCGGGACGGCGACGAGCCUGCCAGUACAUGCGGAUACCGCGACUGAUUCAAAUAGCGAGAGCGAGUCGCUAACUGCAAUCCCCUUCCCGGCACUCGCUGUUCUGGACAGCACUUCCACUCUCCGUGGGUCUAACACGCGUACAAUGACUCCAUCAGCUUCAAAUACAGGCAGCUUCUUUAGCUCUCGGUUGGACUCCAGUAGCACGGCUGGUCCCAGGAGAGGCUGGCAGGGUUCUGGAGAAAGUGGCUGGGACAGUCCACCGCAUUCGCCUCACCGAGAUGGUUUUUGGGAUUUCGAGGAUACGCGCGACGAUCGAUCAGCGUUGGCGUUCAAGAGUCGCGCACAGGUCGGUGGCGCGUCGCCAGUGGUGCGCAAGGCGUCGCUCCCCAUUCGGAGUGCUCGAGCUCUUUCUUGGCAGACUGCUGGGGAAAUGGCCGUCGAUUUGGGCAGAAGGCACAGUACUAGUCCCAUUGAUACGGCACAAGAUGGCGCAUCAGAAUCACUCGAACCGCUGCCUGGCGCCACCUUCACUCUGACUCGUCGCGCCGUCAUGGCCCUCGUCCGAAAGGGCUACAGCACGUCAAGCAGACGAAGAGGGCAGCCGGCUAAUCUUGUCGCAGACAUGCACGUAGCGGCAUCCCUCGCAGCCCAUCGCUUUGCGUAUGAAGACGCUGCGCUAUUCGACGAAGCUGCUGACGCCUUGCUGCACGUCAGUCAGCAUUUGCCACACUGGGCGUCAGGUCUCGAAGGAUCGCUGAGCUUUGCGCCACUGCUUGCGCUCAUUGCAGAACCGCUUCUCACCAUCCAGGACGGCAUACGCGACCGAUUGGUCACAUCGCACCACCGACUCGGUGAUCUUGACGCUCUGCGUCAGACGCUGACAGAGAGCACUCGCGAAGUCUUGACAGCUAUGCACGAGUUGCGAGUCAAGGCUUGGUAUUCAGUCAACAUUCGGCUCGACGAUUUGGUCCUCGCUUCCCGCAAUUCAGCGAGGCAGCAAUUUGAACAGAGUCACCUCGGUCCGAACACAUCGACUUCAGAUCGAUUCGACAAUAAGCUGGAAAGUGGGCACGAAUGGCUACAGAGCUUGGGUUUGUACGAUUUUGGGCUGGAUGCGAGGUCCAUCAACUAUCUGAGGGAUCUCGAUGUCGCCUUCAACGUCAUCGCGGGCAAGGCCGAGGAAUUCUUUGCGUGUCCAAUCUGGGCUAGGGAGGCCGCGUUGGCGCGACCUUUGCUGCUGGCAAGCGAGGCAGAGGGCGAUGCGCAUCCCGAGACGGUCGUCCUGACGUCUGGAGCGUGGUCAACUGCCUUCUUGCUGCCAGGAGAGGCGCGCGCACACGACCGCGCGGGACUCGAAGAAUUCCUUCAGCGCUCACAGCUACUCGCCACUAGUCUGCUGUUGAGCGAAGCGUUGCCGAUGAUCUACUGCACCCCAUCAUUGCCUGCUAUGAUCCGCUCUAGCAGCAGCGCCGCUGACCUUGGUGUCCCCGUCGCAAGUCUCGUGGCUGCAAAAAUUGUGCGCGAUGCUGGCGGUGCGGAGUUGCUGCGCCUCUUUGAACUACAUCCAGCGCCGCGCACAAAGAUGCGGGCGUUGCUAUCGCUCGAAAGACUGAUUGUGUCGACGCUGUCGAGACAAAGCUACGUCACAAAGACAGCGGAUCAUCGUCCAGGUCAGGCGGAAGAGCAUGGGCGCAAAGCGAAUCAAAGUCUACCCUUCCCCAUCGGCGUGAGGAGUAGGACCAACAGCAAAGCAGCUUCGAUGGACACGAUCGGGGCUGUCGGUGCAGCGCAAGCUUUGUACGGACACAGGUCGAAUAGUGGUAGUGUCGACACGGGUGAUUCGCGGUUAAGUGGUUCUGACCGGCCGCUGAGCGUCGCUAGGGCUCGAAGAGCAUUAUCGAUGUACUCGGAUCUCGCGGAGGAGAUUGCAGAGGAGUCAGAAGAGGCGGAAAUGCCGGCAGUAGCCAAUAUCCACGACAUUCUGAGCGGAGUAGGUCAUCCUCUUACGCGCGAGGCUCUGGCUGCACGAUCCUCGGGUGCGGCAGGCGGACUGGCACCCGCUGACGAAGCAGCUUGGACGCAAGAUAGCCCCCAAUCCACGUCGACGCCUCGUGACUUUGGCACAGUGACGGCACCAACGACGGACGACGUUGUUGCCGUGCUCGAAGCCCUCUUGCAAGAUCCGCGAUGCAAGCCACGCAACUUGUUGCUGAACCUGCAGGUGAUUGCUUGCUUCACGCCGACCAAUCUGUUGGAUUUCAGGGACGAGGUGAGUUGGAUGGAGUGUAGCUUGACGAGAGACUCCGAAAGCUGAUGGGUCAGAAUCUCUGCACCACUCUGCAGGGCUACUGCUUUUGGACUAUGGCCGGCGCCGCACAGAUGGUCGAGUCAGCGGCGCACAAGAGUUGA
This is a messenger RNA of Ceraceosorus bombacis, 5096 nucleotides long. NCBI's taxonomy places the organism in Eukaryota, Fungi, Basidiomycota, Exobasidiomycetes, Ceraceosorales, Ceraceosoraceae. The record is from the annotation of a GenBank genome assembly.